This is a messenger RNA of Trichoderma gamsii, 1035 nucleotides long. RefSeq lists its product as hypothetical. The record is from RefSeq and is a predicted model, not a curated record. Lineage: Eukaryota; Fungi; Ascomycota; Sordariomycetes; Hypocreales; Hypocreaceae. The coding region runs from base 1 to 1035 and encodes 344 amino acids. The transcript has a single exon. Gene Ontology annotation, molecular function: nitronate monooxygenase activity.
AUGAAGCGCGAUCUUCCAUGGAUCCAGCUUCCGUUUAUUGCAAAUGCGCCAAUGAGCGGCGUUGCUACCAGCAAACUCGCAGUGGCCGUGACCUUGAGCGGAGGACUAGGACAAAUUGGAUUCACAGGCAGUCCGCUCAGAUUGGAAGCUGAGCUGGAGAAUGCUCAAGCCCAGCUGAAAGACUUUGUGGCCACGAACCAGACUCUGGAUGCCCUUCCAGUAGGGGUUGGUAUCAUCGUCAUUGGUAGCAAGCCCCAACGCUGGCUACCCAUCUUUGCAAAAUUCAAGCCUGCGGUAGUGUGGCUGUCUUUUGGAAGUACACAGCAAAUGAAAGCCUGGACAGAAGGGAUACGAGAAACAACUCCAUCUUCCAAGAUCUGGAUACAGGUUGGAAGCGUCAGUGCCGCUUUGAAAGCAGCUCAGAGCUGCCAGCCAGAUGCUUUGGUAAUGCAAGGAAGCGAUGCGGGAGGCCACGGCCAUGCAAAAGGAGCGAGCGUGGUAACACUAGUUCCAGAAGUGGCAGACGCUCUCAAAGAUCAUGGACUCUCUCACAUCCCCAUUCUUGCAGCUGGUGGCAUCAUGGACGGAAGAGGAGUGGCAGCAGCUAUAACUCUUGGAGCUGAAGGCGCAGUUCUAGGCACUCGAUUCAUUGGAGCAGAGGAAGCGAAUAUGGAUUUGGAUGUUCGCGAGGAAGUUCUCGCAGCCUCUGACGGAGGAGAGUCUACCGUGAGGUCUCGGGUAUUUGACGACAUUUGGGGCGCGAACCCAUGGCCGCAAUUAUACGACGGCAGAUGCUUGAGGGGCGCAAUUUACGACAACCGAGAGAAGGGAAUGGAUAUGGACUCGAUACGGACGCAAUUCUACCAUGAUUCCAGGCGGUCCCAGGCAGAGGAAGUCAACAUGAGAGACAUUGCUUGCAUAUGGGCAGGGGCGGGAGUGGGAUUGGUCAAGAAACUAGAACCGGCCGCUGAUAUUGUAAAACAAGUGCAAGAGGGUGCGAGAACGAGGUUACAUGAUGCAAAAUAUUUGGUGUAA